UUGAAAUUCUCUAUCUACCCUCAGAAAAUAACCAAAACAAGACAAGCACUUGUUAGCGUACAGUUAUCAGUGAUCUAUCUCUCCAAGGAGCAAUCUAACUUUUGCUUUUUCUCUAAGUUUUUUCAGCUAGAGUGUUUACGAAUUCAUUAACGUGAAUAGCUUGAUUCAGAUAGGGUAAUCUAAAACAGUUUAAAAAUGACUUCAAAUACAGCGAUAACAUCGAAGCCAAAAAUGGAUUUUGUAUACCCGAAAAAAGGCGCUAAACUUGAUCAAGCAAAAUUUGAUGGAAAGUUUAAAGAGAUGAUACGAAUGCAAGAGAUAGCCAGCAAUGCAUGGUUUGAGAAAUGGGGAUUCAUGACUAAGGACGCGGUAGAAAAGAUAUACGAGGAAGAAGCUGAACAAAGAGGACUGGAUAAAGAUUUCAUGAAGAAAAGGAGAAUGAGGAGGGACAACAAGAUAACUGAAGAAACAAAAUUCACUCCUAAGUCUGGACGUGUACCUGACCUUUCUUCAGGUAUGGUAGGCUGGAGAUCGUCUGAUAUCAAAUAUUCUUUGGAAAAGGUAGGACCUCUGUAUGUCUCACCGGUCAGAAGUGUGGACCCUCCUGUGCGUCCUCAAGAUAUAGAUUUGAAACAUCAAAAGUUCAUAUUCCUAGGGUAGGUUUAGGUUAAAAGCAUUAAGUUCAUCAGUAACUCUACAAUUCAAUGCUCAAUGGAUCUGACAAUUUAGAAUGAGCAUUUUAUUAAUGAGCAUUCUCAAGUAGCCAUUCAUUCCAUUGAAAUUCAAACACACUGAACAUCAGAGAUGAACAUUUUAAUUGCUUCUUAACUGAUCAACUAUUCAAUUAAUUUUGAAGUAAUCCAAUACAAUUCAAACACACUGAAAAUGGAGGAAAAAUCACAGGAAAAAAUAUACAAUAUUAAAAUAUUUCAAUUUUUCCUAAUCCUUUCAAACUAUGGAAUAUUAUCAAAGAUCACAAUGAAUAUCUUGUGAUAUUUUAUAUUUGAUAAUAUAAUUGUUGGAUUUGAAUGAUAUUUUUCUUAAUAGGAAACUGAGAGCUAUUAUCAUGAUAUAGUUGUGUAAUAAUAACCUGAAUAAAAGGAAAAUUCAAAAAUUUG
Molecule: messenger RNA, 1118 nt
Organism: Nilaparvata lugens (brown planthopper)
Lineage: Eukaryota; Metazoa; Arthropoda; Insecta; Hemiptera; Delphacidae
Exons: 4
Coding region: 196-660 (154 amino acids)
Source: RefSeq, a predicted model, not a curated record